Molecule: messenger RNA, 1185 nt
Organism: Drosophila ananassae
Lineage: Eukaryota; Metazoa; Arthropoda; Insecta; Diptera; Drosophilidae
Product: zinc carboxypeptidase
Exons: 2
Coding region: 18-1100 (360 amino acids)
Biological process (GO): proteolysis
Molecular function (GO): metallocarboxypeptidase activity; zinc ion binding
Source: RefSeq, a predicted model, not a curated record
UCACUUUUGGCGGAAUCAUGUGGCGAGCUCUGUUUGCGAUCUUGGUAAUCUACAGUUGUCAUGUGGAGGGAGGAUCCUUUCGCCGCAGCGGAGGGCGGCAGGAACCACAACUUAAUUUGGAUGAAUACCCCAGCUAUGAAGAUAUAAUGAAGUAUUUAAAGGAUUUGGCGCGGCUUAACAGGAAUCGGAUCCAUCUGAGAGAUGGGGGACGAUCGUACGAGAACCGGAAGCUGCAAAUGGCAGUAAUUUCGAAUGGAGAUGGUAGGCCGAAUAAAAGAGCCAUAUUCAUCGACGCUGCCCUUCAUGCGCGGGAGUGGCUCUGCCCCAUCACAGCCCUUUAUGUUAUCCAACAAUUGGUAGUUAACUACCAGGAAAAUUCGUACCUGUUGGACGAUUACGACUGGGUGGUGCUGCCCCUCGCCAACCCUGAUGGAUACGAGUAUUCCCGAAAUGUUGAUGACUAUUGGCGCAAUACCAGAUCCCCCAACAAUGAGCACUGUUAUGGUACGGAUCUUAACCGAAACUUCAACUACUCCUGGAUCAUGGAAUCUUCGGAUCUUAAGGAUCCCUGCAGCGAAAAUUUCGCCGGCAGUGGACCUUUUUCCGAGCCAGAGACGAGGACAGUGCGCGACAUUAUGCUCGAGCUGGUGGAGUCCAAUCGUGGAUUAAUGUACCUCUCUCUGCACUCAGCCAAUCGAUCGAUUUAUUAUCCGUGGCGUGAUUAUGGCGAACGCACCAACAACAAAGCAGAGCAUGAGGAGAUUGCCAAACAUGCCGCCGAUCGGAUUUAUUGGAGCACCGGAACGAGGAUGAGUACGAUGCCGGGUUACUUUUACCACGGAAUGGUUGGAGGUAUCAGCCUGGACUACGCCUUCAAAGUAGGCUUCCCCGUGGCCUUCAUCUUCGAGAUGUCCGGAAAGGACCAGAACGGAGUGGAGCACAAGUUCUUUCCGCCGAGCUCUGCAAUUCGCGGACUGGUUCAGGAGUCUUGGUUGGGAAUUCGAUCUCUGGCCGAAAAGGCUAUUGAAAAGUAUCCGCCAUCAAGGCCGUUGUGGCCACGAGCAAAACCAAAAUCAAAAUUUUGGAAUUGGAAUUGGUGAGGGUUUUGUUCAUCAAUCUGUAAAUAAUAAUAAUUUUGCUCUUUUGCUCAAAUUUAAACAAAAAAUAAAUAUUUACUUCAGGAAU